AUGAAGUUCUCCGUCUCCGCAAUUGGUCUGGGCCUUGCCAGCCUUACUUCUGCCAUCUCUGUUUCCUACGACACCGGCUACGAUGACGGAAGCCGUGCUCUGACCACUUUGUCUUGCUCAGAUGGUGCAAACGGCCUCAUCACCAAGUACGGAUGGAACACCCAGGCCAACGUUCCUUCAUUCCCUCGCAUCGGUGGUUACCAGGGAGUCGAAAGCUGGAACUCUGCACAGUGCGGUACUUGCUACGGAGUCACAUACAACGGCAAGACCAUCUACGUCCUAGCUGUCGACCACACCGCCACUGGCUUCAACCUUGCCAAGGCCGCCAUGGAUGAGCUCACGAACGGUCAGGCUGCUCAGCUUGGACGCAUCGAUGCUCAGUAUGCGCAGGUGGCCACCAGCAACUGUGGCUUUUAA
Messenger RNA from Macroventuria anomochaeta, 417 nucleotides. RefSeq lists its product as uncharacterized. Lineage: Eukaryota; Fungi; Ascomycota; Dothideomycetes; Pleosporales; Didymellaceae. The record is from RefSeq and is a predicted model, not a curated record. Bases 1 to 417 code for a protein of 138 amino acids. The transcript has 2 exons.